Messenger RNA from Aspergillus calidoustus, 429 nucleotides. The record is from the annotation of a GenBank genome assembly. NCBI's taxonomy places the organism in Eukaryota, Fungi, Ascomycota, Eurotiomycetes, Eurotiales, Aspergillaceae.
AUGGCUUGGCGUAACCAAUUACUUACCGGACUAUGGUCGCUCAAGUACAACGACAUAAAUAGUGAAACCUGGUAUCGCAUCGGCGAGGUAGACCAACGACAGUGCAUGGAGCAGAUCCUACACUUGCAGCCUGCGUUUACAGAGGUGGUAACCUGGGACAAUGGAGGCGAAAGCCACUAUAUCGGAAACCUACGGGAAGAAGGAUACACCAUGGCACCCAAGAUCCUCCAGUAUGCCAACAUGGCCGACGGGCCACACUACGCCUGGCAGCCACUGAUCACAUGGUUAAAUACAGCGUUCAAGAAUGGCAAGACGGCGGACAAGAUAGAGGCUUCAGGCAGUGCCAGUGAGCCCAUUGGAGUCAUGUGGUACCGCGGCAUGUUAGACUUGCUCUGCGAACAUACCAUCUAUUGCGGCUUCGGCGGUUGA